AAAAAAUUAACCUUCAACAAAGAAAAAAAAAAAAAAACAAACAAAAGGGCAAAAAGAACAAGAAGAAAAAAAUAUCAACAUUAAUACAUUAUCUAAAACAAGAUGAAAGUUGAAAUCGCGGUUGCAAAUGUUAGUCAAAUUAUAGUAGAAAAAAAGCUACAAGUUUAAUCCAAAUUAAUUGAUAUUCAUUCAAGUUCAAGCAACUUUAACAAUUAACCACACAAAUAAAUAAAACGGCAAUAGACGCAAACGUAAUUAACAAUAUGAUAUUUAACUAAAAUACGAUUCGAAUGCGAAUUUUCAGAGAACAAAGUAAUAAGAAGAAGAAACACAUUACAAAGUAUAUAAAUUAAUUAGUGAAUUUCAUUUUGAAUAAUCCUUAUCCAAGCGGAACUGAUCUUAUAAGCAAAAUGUUCACAAUUUAAAAUGAAUUGCCCUUAAUUUGAUUUUGCUUUUGAUACUUGCACAGCCCUCAAUCGUUUAUUGUAUUUAAGUAGUUCAAAUCGAAAGAAAACAAAAACAGGAUAACCUGAUGCUUAUGUAUCCAUAAAUGUACACAGAACAGCUGAACAGCUUGAAUGUUCGGAGCUAGCAUCGAAAUCGUAAUAUGUAUGUAUUUUAACUCGAAAAUGAAAUAGAAAAAAAAAACAAAAACUCGCCCACAUUCAAAUAGAGCCUUAAUAAAAUGAAAACAACACUGCGAACGGCGAAUAUUUUGCGUUUUACUCAAUUCGCCUCAAAAAUUCAAGUUCAAUUCGCUUUGGCGCCUAAAGUCAAGCGUUAACCAACACAGCGUUUGACCAGCUGGCAGCGCUGCGCCGCUGGGCUAUUUUGCAACACUGCUAUCUAACAACAAAACUGCAUUUCAUUGUAAAUUCUAGAAGUUUUGCAUUUCUCUUCAAUUUUUACCAAAAAAAAAAAGAAAAAAAAAGUACACAAAUGGAAAGCUGCGCCGUUUUACCAACUCAGCAAAUGGAAGCCUGCGGCGAUGCGGCCAAGCAACAACAAAUGCCCCUGCCGGCUGCCGGGCAAGCCUUCACCUCGCACAUGGCCCAACUGAAUGCGGGCGCUUUGCAGAUCACAUUACGCGUACUCAAGAUGAACGGCAGCACAAUGCUAUUCCUCAGCGGCAAGGAUGCGGAACGCCUGGACGAGUUCGCCAUUGCCAUGCCGGCACGUCCGCCCAGCCAGCAAAUAGUAUCCACCACAUUUAUGGGCGAGAGCGGACAGAGCGAUUCCGUGGUGCUGGCCACAAAGUUGAGCAUGCGCCAUCGCCGUCAGUUCUAUGUGAGCAUGAACCUGCAGCUGGAUAGCAUGGCCCGCUCCCAGUUCGAGAGUGCCUUGGUCAGCUAUAUGCAGAACAACCUGGAGCUGUUCGUGUGAGGCAGCCGCCGUCAUCAUGUAUUUAUAGUUGUGAUUAAAGCCAAUGUCUAUGGCAUUUAUUUAUAUACCAAUA
Drosophila virilis is the source of this 1456-nucleotide messenger RNA. RefSeq lists its product as uncharacterized. NCBI's taxonomy places the organism in Eukaryota, Metazoa, Arthropoda, Insecta, Diptera, Drosophilidae. The record is from RefSeq and is a predicted model, not a curated record. Gene Ontology annotation, biological process: proteasome assembly.